UCUUUCUUCCACGUGUUGCAGGUUUUGUAGCCGCAAGAAAGACCAGAAGGUGCUGAGAAAAUGGCUGGUGAUUUGAUUUGGCUUGCUGCAGUAUCCCUUCUGUCUGCCUGCCAGCAAUGUCACUUUGCUUGGCUUGUGGGAAGGUCAAGACUAAAACACAAGAUCAUGCCACCAGCUGUCUCUGGGCCACCAGAAUUUGAGAGGACGUUCCGUGCUCAGCAGAACUGUGUGGAGUUUUACCCUAUCUUCGUAGUGACCUUGUGGAUCGCUGGAUGGUUUUUCAAUCAAGAAAUAGCUGCAAUUGGUGGCCUGAUAUAUAUGUUUGCACGUCACAAAUACUUUCAUGGCUAUGCAGAGUCUGUGAAAGGAAGGUUAACAGGCUUUUAUUUGAAUCUGGUAGUUUUGAUGUUCUUGAUUGCCUUAGGCACCACGGGGAUUGUGAAUAGCUUUCUGGAUGAAUAUUUGGACUUCAAUAUAGGAAAGAAACUGCGUAAACUGAUCUAAAGAUUCUUCUUAUGCAUAAAUCAGACAGAUGCUUAUUUUGGAUAUCAAAAAGGAAGAUAAGCCAUAUGGGUUAAAUUGCAAACAGCCUGAUUUCUUCACUAGCAUUCACUUGCAAUGCAAAAUGUAUGACUUUCCUGAAAUUUUGUUUACUUUCAUGCAUGCUGAAACAUUUCGUCAGAUUGACAGAGACUAUUUAAAAUGCAUUUAUAUUUUGAGACUCUUGUUCAGUCCUCUGCACGACAAUGAAAACUUUUAACCAUCUACGAAUCAAGGAGCCAAAAUAUGAACAGUUGUCCAGUGUACACUACUCUCAUUAAACUUGGCUAAUG
Gekko japonicus is the source of this 833-nucleotide messenger RNA. RefSeq names its product microsomal glutathione S-transferase 2 (gene MGST2). Gene Ontology annotation, cellular component: nuclear envelope; endoplasmic reticulum; membrane. The transcript has 5 exons. Gene Ontology annotation, biological process: leukotriene biosynthetic process. Bases 61 to 504 code for a protein of 147 amino acids. Lineage: Eukaryota; Metazoa; Chordata; Lepidosauria; Squamata; Gekkonidae. The record is from RefSeq and is a predicted model, not a curated record. Gene Ontology annotation, molecular function: leukotriene-C4 synthase activity; glutathione peroxidase activity; enzyme activator activity.